AUGGCUGAUCUCAAAGAAAUAAUUGCCUUGCUGGAUAGCAAUGUCAGUGACUUGAGAAUUUUAAAAGAAAAAGCCCGUCAAGUUACAAAACUUUUCUGGUUUUAUUGGAUCUUGUGCAUGAUUGUUGCAUUUUGCGGAUGUGUUAUUCCUUGGAUUAAUUACUUUCAAAAUCCUGAACCGCCUUACAUGGUUCCAGUUCCGACAUGGUCACCAUUUAAUCACGAACAAAACAUUUUUGGGUUCGUCAUUGUCACAAUUUAUGAAACAUUAGCUGCAGCAGUAUAUUGUGGGGAGCACAUUGCUGGAGAUAUCCUACCAGUUUAUUUCUUUAACGUCAGCAGUGGAUUGCUACAAGAACUUAAUAAAAGAGUUACUAAUAUCGGAAAGAAACGACAACGCUCAAUGAAGAGCAAGAAAGUAAAGCAAGAUGAAAAUUUCCUGGAGCUUUUGAAGUGUAUCGAAAUUCACAGCAAAGUUAAAAGUUUACUUCAUGAAAUUGAAAACAUUUUCAGUAUCAUGGUUCUUAUUCCAUUUGUCGUGGGUGGAAUAAUAAUGUGUACAACGGGCUUUACAUUGUCCAAGAUUUCGAUGAUGGAGGAACCUUCUUCGUUCAUAUUCAUGUUCACUUACUUAAUUACUACGAUCAUGGUAAUAUUUCUGCCAUGCUACUUUGGAAAUGAAGUUUUGUUGGCAUCUCAAGAGUUUUCAACGAGUCUUUUUCAUAGUGAUUGGAUUGAAGAGAAUAAAAAUUUCAAAACGGCAAUGAAAAUGGUCUUGGAAAACACAAAGAAGCCAAUAGAGAUCACGGUAGCUCAAGGAGUGUUUCCUGUAAACUUAUUGACUUUUUUGAGAAUUAUUAACUCAGCUUACUCUUUUUAUGCAGUUUUGCAAAGCAUUAACUAG
This is a messenger RNA of Clunio marinus, 903 nucleotides long. NCBI's taxonomy places the organism in Eukaryota, Metazoa, Arthropoda, Insecta, Diptera, Chironomidae. The record is from the annotation of a GenBank genome assembly.